AUGCAGCAUAUAAUACAAGUUAGUCCAUUGCUGGACAAAAUUAAGCAGUUCCAGCAAGCAUUGUCAUUCAGGAUCCAACUAACUACUUCUCAAAAGGUGAUCCUGUGGAGUAUUGGAGUAGCCGGUACUAGUGCAAUUGUUGUCGGAGUGCUAUCUAGAUAUUUAGCAAGAAAAAGAGUGAAACCCAUUCUUAAUCCUAGAAUCCAAAGAGCUAUAAACAAACGUUUAUCUAGAAUGAGAAGUCCUAAUGGAGGUAUGGGAUCUGUGGCUAGCAGUGGUGGUCGAAGUAGUCCCUUAGGAUUUAGUGAGAGGCUCUCAAUGGCCUCUGGAUCAAUUGGUUCUGGUGGUGGAGAUGCUGCUCCACUUUCACCUCAGCAGUUAGGGGUAAUGGCGCCAUCUAUUGUUGAGUAG
This is a messenger RNA of Leptosia nina, 411 nucleotides long. The record is from the annotation of a GenBank genome assembly. NCBI's taxonomy places the organism in Eukaryota, Metazoa, Arthropoda, Insecta, Lepidoptera, Pieridae.